GAACGCGUACCUUACCUACCUACCAUGCAGCAUCAAUAGCAUUGCUUUUGACACAUGUCAAUACGGCAGAGACAUCACGUGAGGACAGCCAAGGGACCGUUGGUCCUGACUGCACUCCCUCGUAAUUGCUUCACGUUGCCUCUCGCUGCUGCUCUGUUCCCUUCCACUUGGUUCUAACCCAUCCUCCCCCUACGAUGGCUGAACACGAAGCCAACCGGCCAUCGAUCGAUGUUUCGUUGCUCCCAGACGCUUCCCUGACGGAAAUCGACUUUCGCGACACAUCUUUCUUCCAGUCAAAAGGUACAGAACAGGCUGAAUUACCAAGUCCGGAAGAAAUCAUCCAGCAGUACCCAGAUUUGCGCGGCAGAGGAAUCGCCAAGUUUGAGCAAUUGAAUCUCGUUGUCAAAACGGAUCAUUCGAACUACCUCAGGACCGAAGAGGCCCUGACACUGCGAGCUAUCCGACAGGCUUUUCCGUCCAACGAGGUCCCAGUCCCCGAGGUGUUCGGAUGGAGGAAGGUUGGGACCCGGGUUUAUAUUUACAUGGGCCUAGUAUCUGGGAAGACACUUCGGCAGGCAUGGGACUCUUUGACCUCGACGGAUAAAGCUUCUAUCCGCGAUCAGCUGUCCCAAAUCAUCGCAGCGCUGAGGCGCAUCACGCAAGGCUCCCCUGCUAGGUUCAUAGGCUCCGUCAACGGCGGCCACGUUCAGGACAGAUUCUUCAAACUAGAUUAUGAAGAGGGCCCCUUUUUCAGUAUCAAGUCAUUCAACGACUGGAUGGGUGCUGCUGCCACCCGGCAGAAGCCGGGACAAGAGGGGUUUCAAAGGGAUGUUUAUCGAGACUUCGUUGCCGACACGGGGGAGAUCUACUUCACCCAUGGCGACCUCACCCUCGGGAACAUCAUCAUCUCCGACGGGGAUAGCCCUCGGCGGAUUGUUGGAAUUAUUGAUUGGGAACAGGCGGGCUGGUAUCCCGAGUACUGGGAGUACUGCAAGCUACUUUACGCGGUGGAUUAUGAACAUGGAUGGCGCAGUGAGGGAUGGGCUGAGCAAGUGAUGAAACAGUACGAAGAGGAAUGGGAGGCCUUCGGAGAAUACAGCCACUGGAGAGGGUGCCCCUAGGGGUCGAGGCGAUGCCAGCGCUGCGGACGGGAGUGCACAUCUGCGAGUGGACGCUGGUUGAAACGAGCUAAUAUGGGUGAGCGUUUGCUGUGCAACAGGGACGCACGCGCGUACCUGGUCAACCGCGUACGGAGGGCGGCUUUUUCUCUUGUAACGCCUUUCCCCUUGCGGCGGCCUUUCCCUUUGGCACCUCCCCUGGGGCGCUCAGUCUCGAUAGUCAGUCUCAACAGUCAGUCUCGACUGGCGUAGGCCGAUACGUCCACCUUGUGCCGCCCGCUAUUUUAUGUUGAGCACCACCAGGUAUCUAUUUUACCGAUCUCUUCCCACUUUCUAGCCGUACAGGUCCAGGGAUCACAAACCCUAGUUCGGUGGAUGCAAGAUACAACUUCUUCCUUAGGAAACCAAGCCAAACUGAUGUAUCACCAG
Messenger RNA from Gaeumannomyces tritici R3-111a-1, 1547 nucleotides. RefSeq lists its product as hypothetical. Bases 195 to 1121 code for a protein of 308 amino acids. Lineage: Eukaryota; Fungi; Ascomycota; Sordariomycetes; Magnaporthales; Magnaporthaceae. The transcript has 2 exons. The record is from RefSeq and is a predicted model, not a curated record.